GCACUGAAUCAUACUUCCGUACGACUGGGAAAGUACAGUGCCUGAAACUUGGCGACCAAGUGACCAAGCUGAAUAAAAUGACGUCCGUCCUAGCGACGCCGUCCAAGUCGGGCUUCGACUUCAGCAACCACACCCGAAACGCCCACCUAGCGCAGUCCAAGAACCUCAACCUGCCAAAGGCAACGUCAACGGGCACUACGAUCGUCGGCCUUAUCUACAAGGAUGGUGUCGUUUUAGGAGCAGACACACGUGCAACAGAGGGGCCAAUCGUGGCGGACAAGAAUUGCGAGAAGAUCCACUACAUCAGUGAAAAUAUUCGCUGCUGCGGUGCAGGGACGGCCGCAGAUACAGAGUUCAUCACCAACCUGAUCUCCUCGAACAUUCAGUUGCACGAGCUCUCCACAGGCCGACAGCCGCGCGUUGUCACAGCCAUGACGAUGCUCAAGCAGCGUCUGUUCCAAUACCAAGGCCACGUUGGUGCAGCGCUUGUGCUGGGAGGAUACGACGCCACUGGUCCCCAACUCUUCACUGUCGCGCCGCAUGGAAGCACAGAUAAGCUUCCAUACGUGACCAUGGGCUCCGGUAGUCUCGCUGCCAUGGCUGUUUUUGAAAGCGGCUGGCAGAAAGACAUGGAUCGCGAGUCGGCCAUCGCGCUGGUCUGCGCUGCAAUUGAAUCGGGUAUCUUCAAUGACUUGGGUUCUGGCUCUAACGUCGACGUAUGCGUCAUCACCAAGGAAAAGACCGACAAUCUGCGCAACUAUGUCAAGCCAAACGAGCGAGGCGUGAAGGAGCAAAAGUAUGGCUUCAAACGCGGCACGACUGCCUGGACGAAGGAGAAGAUUUGGGAUUUGGUUGUCAAAGAUGACAUUCUCGAUGUGGGCUCCGUGCCGCCAUCAGAAGAGAGAAUGGACACCUCAUGAAUCUGCAUCCCGCAUGUGGCUGUAUAUUAGCAGAUUAAAGCGAAGCAUGAAGCAAGGUAGAUACAGGGAAACAGUCCUUCUGUCGGCUGCGCAUGCUGCAUGGCAGCUAAAACCAUUUCCUAGACUUGAAUCCAAGCAGCUCAAGCAGCGUCUUGGCCAGCCCGCCGACGGCUUGUUUCGGCGCGGAGACGACCGGUUUCCCGACAAUGUCGACGCGCCAUGCCUCUUUCCCGUCGACCAUCACUGUCGCACGCACAAUUGGUUGCAAAUGAUCGCGCGUGUCGACUUCAAACUCGGUCCACUUGACAUUCCCAUCUGGAAUGUAUUUG
Molecule: messenger RNA, 1249 nt
Organism: Tilletiaria anomala UBC 951
Lineage: Eukaryota; Fungi; Basidiomycota; Exobasidiomycetes; Georgefischeriales; Tilletiariaceae
Product: putative 20S proteasome beta2 subunit
Exons: 3
Coding region: 78-920 (280 amino acids)
Cellular component (GO): proteasome core complex
Molecular function (GO): threonine-type endopeptidase activity
Source: RefSeq, a predicted model, not a curated record